CAUCUUUUCUUGUAUUGUUUUCCAUUUGGGUGUUUACUCUUCUCUGGCUUCCGUCUGCAAUGGACUUCCAAGUGGUCGUCCUCGCCGGCGGCACUUCGAAGGAGCUCGUCCCUCUCGUUUCCAAGGAAGUUCCAAAGGCGCUGCUUCCCGUCGCGAACCGGCCGGUUCUAUCUUACAUUCUGGAACUCUUGGAAGCUAGUAAUCUGAAAGAUCUCAUUGUUGUCGUUGAAGGAGAAGCAGCAGCUGUUCGGGUUGGCGGUUGGAUUACUGGCGCUUAUGUAGAUCGUCUCCACGUCGAGCUCAUGGAAGUGGGAACUUGGAACAAGAUAUAG
This is a messenger RNA of Nelumbo nucifera (sacred lotus), 332 nucleotides long. Lineage: Eukaryota; Viridiplantae; Streptophyta; Magnoliopsida; Proteales; Nelumbonaceae. The record is from RefSeq and is a predicted model, not a curated record.